UGAUUGCUUCCUUGUCUCAAGGACGCCCAUUCCUGCCUGCCUUUCUGUGCCCUGGAUCUGCAACAUGCUUUCUCGUGCAAACCUCAGACUCCCCUUGGGUCGCUCUGUGUCUCUCUUUGCAUCCUUAUUUCCAUCACGCUGUCUCUUAUUCUUCCGUUCUCCCUCUAUUUUGCUCCAUCCCCCUCUGAUACAUCUCCAUCUCUUUCUCCCUCUCCCUGCCCUUUCUUGUUCUUGUUCUUGUUCUUCCUCUCCACCCCCUGCCAUCUCUCUCUCUCUCUUUUAAAUACAUCCAUAUCCAGAUACACCUGUGGCUUUCUGUCUCUGGGUCACUCCAUCUCUUUGUCCAUCUCUGUCUCAUUCUCUUUCUCACUCUUUCCGUCCCUCUGACCCCUUCUCUGCCUGGCUCUGUCUCAGUUCUCUCUGUGUCACUCUGGCUCUCUCCUUGUCCCUUCAUCUCUGCUUCUGUCCCUCUGCCCCUGGUCUGGCCACUCUCUCUCUCUCUGCUUUCCCCAUCUGCUUUCUGCCAUCUGCCUCUGUCCAUGGGCCACAGCUAACCAGAGCCCCUGCCUUGAACCUGUUUUCUCCUUGCAGCCUGACUACACGAUGACCAGGUGGGCUCUGCUCACGCUGAUGGUCCUGACAUUGGGCAGGACCCUGCUUGUCCCAGCAACCCCCACCCCAGGCUUCCAGCUCCUCCCUCAGAACUUUCCCCAGGCCACUGCCUGCCCCGUGACCUCGGAGAGCCCCUCAGCCAGUACCAUGGCACCCUCCACUGCUUGGGGUCACCCCAGCCCUGACCCCCACCCUGGACCCCGCAUCACCCUCUCGCUGGAUGUCCCCCUUGGCCUCCUGCAGAUCUUACUGGAGCAGGCCCGGGCCAGGGCUGUGAGGGAGCAGGCUGCUGCCAAUGCCCGCAUCCUGGCCCAGGUCGGCCGCCGCUGAGCCUGAGGGAGGCCGUCAAAAGGAUGGAGCCACCCUGGAUGGAGGAGACAGGCAGGGCAGCGGCGGAGCUGAACCUACAUCUGGACAUGGCGCAUCUGGACUCCGCCACAUGGAGUCACUGUCAUAUCAAAGUGCCUCACAGAGUCACAGUGUAUGUGGACAGCAUGCACGUGGCCACGCCAGGUUGCCAAUGGACUCUAGCCACUCCUAGGAGCCCCCCAGACUUACC
Molecule: messenger RNA, 1171 nt
Organism: Bubalus bubalis (water buffalo)
Lineage: Eukaryota; Metazoa; Chordata; Mammalia; Artiodactyla; Bovidae
Gene: UCN2
Product: urocortin 2
Exons: 1
Coding region: 604-942 (112 amino acids)
Biological process (GO): hormone-mediated signaling pathway; adenylate cyclase-activating G protein-coupled receptor signaling pathway; digestion
Cellular component (GO): extracellular region
Molecular function (GO): hormone activity; corticotropin-releasing hormone receptor 2 binding
Source: RefSeq, a predicted model, not a curated record